AUCGCAUCCAUCCAUCCAUCGUUUGGAACCAACGUGACGGCCGCAUAUACGCUUAAACAAGCUAUCACGACAUCCAUCCAUCCAUCAUGUCUUUGUCCACCGCUGAGGCUGCGUGCGUCUACGCCGCUCUUAUCCUCCACGACGAUGGUGUUGAGAUCACGGCCGAGAAGAUCAACUCCUUGAUCGGCGCUGCCGGUGUCGACGUCGAGCCCAUCUGGGCCUCCCUGUUCGCCAAGGCUCUCGCUGGCAAGGACGUCGGUGACUUCUUGUUCAACGUCGGAUCUGCUGGACCCGCUGCUCCCGCUGCUGGAGGUGCCGCUGCCGGUGGUGCCGCUGCCCCCGCUGAGGCCAAGAAGGAGGAGAAGAAGGAGGAGAAGGAGGAAUCCGACGACGACAUGGGCUUCGGUCUCUUCGAUUAAGCUGUUGUAUAUUGUUUCCAUACAUAAUACACAUCGCACGUCUCUUCGGUCGCAA
Fimicolochytrium jonesii is the source of this 474-nucleotide messenger RNA. RefSeq names its product 60s acidic ribosomal protein-domain-containing protein. Gene Ontology annotation, molecular function: structural constituent of ribosome; protein kinase activator activity; ribonucleoprotein complex binding. Gene Ontology annotation, cellular component: cytosolic large ribosomal subunit; ribosome. NCBI's taxonomy places the organism in Eukaryota, Fungi, Chytridiomycota, Chytridiomycetes, Spizellomycetales, Powellomycetaceae. The record is from RefSeq and is a predicted model, not a curated record. Bases 87 to 419 code for a protein of 110 amino acids. Gene Ontology annotation, biological process: cytoplasmic translation; translational elongation. The transcript is spliced from 3 exons.